AUGCCUCACGAGUCCGAGAAGACGCAGGAGGAGGAGAGGCGAAAGGUGCAGCAGCUUCAUGAGGAGAUGUCGAAGCGGCCGCACACUUUCGACACCGAGGGCAACCUCAUCUGGGUCGACGAGCUGAAGCCCGAGCGCCUGCCGAAGCUUGUCGAGGCUUUCGGCUACUCGGUCAAGCGCGAGCCGAAGAGCCUCCGAGAUGACAAGGCGGCCCUCGGAACGACGAUGGCCGCCCCCAAGGCCAAGCAGCGGCCAAGAAGGCACCGUGGGGGUGGACGAGGAGCUAAGAGAACGGACGCGUCACCAGAGUUCACAGAUGGCUUCUCCAAGCUGCAGCAUGGGCAGCCCCCGAUCCUCGAGACGAUGGUGGUGGUCCCAGGCGUCACUCUGGAGCAGCUCGGCAAGAUGAAGGCUGCAGUUGCUCCUCUGUUCAUGUGGAAGACGGCCCUUCCCAACCCUUCAAUCCUUUGCUCAUGCUUUUGUCCGCCCUCCGUCCAGAGCGGACCGGACGACGAGAAGCGUUUCCUCUCGCGACGUGAGUACGUGCAGCUUGCCGAACAGGAGGUCCGCUGGGCUUUGAGAUGGGAAGUACGGGUUAGGCCAACAGAUGCACAAUGA
Symbiodinium natans is the source of this 618-nucleotide messenger RNA. The record is from the annotation of a GenBank genome assembly. Lineage: Eukaryota; Dinophyceae; Suessiales; Symbiodiniaceae.